This is a messenger RNA of Fraxinus pennsylvanica, 2076 nucleotides long. The record is from the annotation of a GenBank genome assembly. Lineage: Eukaryota; Viridiplantae; Streptophyta; Magnoliopsida; Lamiales; Oleaceae.
AUGUUUGACAAUAAAAGUCUUAGAGGACCUGUGCAAUGUGUUCCACUUCAGCUGCUCGAUCAGACGUGGUCGGAUUUUAUCAAGAAAGCAAAGGAGGGAGGACUAAAUGCGAUUGAAACCUAUGUGUUCUGGAAUGCACAUGAGCCCCUUCGUCGACAGUACGAUUUUAGUGGCAAUCAUGAUCUCAUAAGGUUUCUCAAGACGAUCGAGGACCAAGGACUUUACGCCAUUCUUCGCAUUGGACCUUAUGUUUGUGCCGAGUGGAACUAUGGUGGAUUUCCUGUGUGGUUACAUAAUAUGCCUAAUAUUGAGAUCAGUUCUGUUUUUAUGAGGACCUGUGCAAUAUGUUUCACUUCAGCUGCUCGAUCAGAUGCUGGAAAAGCAUACCUUAAUUGGUGUGCAAGCAUUGCCGAGUCACCCGAUAGUGGAGUUCCAUGGAUUAUGUGCCAAGAGAGUGACUCUCCCGAACCAAUGUUGAACACAUGCAAUGGAUAUUAUUGUGAUCAAUUCACUCCAAACAAUCCAAACACCCCAAAAAUUUGGACUGAAAAUUGGACUGGAUGGUUUAAGAAUUGGGGAGGUUUAGAUCCUCAUAGAACAGCUGAAGAUGUUGCCUUCUCUGUUGCUCGAUUUUAUCAGAAGGGUGGCGCGGUACAGAAUUAUUACAUGUACCACGGUGGAACAAACUUUGGAAGAACAGCUGGUGGCCCUUACAUUACCACAACUUACGAUUACGAUGCACCCCUCAAUGAAUACGGAGUCGAGUACAAUGUACCUGCAUGGUCCGUCAGUAUUAUUCCCGACUGUAAGACAGAAAUUUACAACAUGGAUAGGCUAAACACUUGGACUAAUUUGAUGGUGAAGAAGCCGAAUGAGGCUGAGGACGAACCUGCCUCUUUGAAAUGGAGUUGGAGACCCGAGAUUAAUCUCGAACAAACUAUUGUUCGAGGAAAGGGACAAAUUUCUACAAACAUGAUUGUGGAUCAAAAGGUUGCAAAUGAUGUUAGUGACUAUUUGUGGUACAUGACCAGCCUUAACCUCGACAAGGAUGAUCCUAUCUGGACUGAAGAUAUGAGCAUUCGCAUCAAUGCAACUGGACAUAUUUUGCACGUUUAUAUCAAUAGCGACUAUCUUGAUUCACAGUGGGCAACAUAUGAUGUAACCAACUAUGUAUUUGAGAAGAAGGUUAGAUUGCACCCGGGAAAGAAUCAAAUAACUUUACUUAGUGCAACCAUUGGCUUUCAGAACUAUGGUCCGAAGUUUGAUGUUGUACAAGCUGGAAUAUCUGGACCAGUCGAGAUCAUUGGUAGGAAAGGUGAUGAGACAAUCAUAAAAGACCUGUCAUCACAUAAGUGGUCGUACAAGGCUGGAUUGCACGGCUUGGAUAACAAAAUCUACAGUUCAGAUUCUAAAUUUGCUGCUCCGUGGAAUACAGAAGAUCUUCCUGUUAAUAGGAUGUUGACAUGGUACAAGACUACAUUCAAGGCUCCUUUAGGAGAAGAUCCAAUUGCUUUAGAUAUGCAAGGUUUAGGCAAAGGUGUCGCUGGGGUGAAUGGAAAUAGUAUCGGUCGCUACUGGCCGAGUUAUAUGGCAAAAGAUGACGGAUGUUCAACUGAUGCCUGUGAUUAUGGCGGUUCAUAUUACAGCAGUAAAUGUGACACAAACUGUGGUCAACCUACUCAAAGAUGGUACCAUGUUCCCCGUUCCUUCAUAAAUGAUGAUGUUAAUGAAUUGGUGCUCUUCGAGGAAUUUGAAGGAAACCCGACUCCUGUCAACUUCCAAACUAUUAGAGUUGGAACAGCAUGCGGCAUUGCCUAUGAGAACAAGGAUAUGGAAUUAUCGUGCCAGGGUCGUCCCAUUUCUGCAAUCAAAUUUGCUAGCUUUGGCGACGUACAAGGAACUUGUGGGUCAUACGACAAGGGCAGCUGCAGGGGCCAAAAUGAUGCACUAUCAAUAGUUCAAAAUGCCUGUGUUGCGAAAGAAUCGUGGACAGUUAUAGCAUCGGAAAGCACUUUUGGUGCGGCCAACUGCGCCGAAGGCAUAUCCAAGAAGCUUAUUGUAGAAGCACUUUGUUAG